This is a messenger RNA of Syngnathoides biaculeatus (alligator pipefish), 6825 nucleotides long. RefSeq names its product polyamine-transporting ATPase 13A3-like. Gene Ontology annotation, cellular component: late endosome membrane. Lineage: Eukaryota; Metazoa; Chordata; Actinopteri; Syngnathiformes; Syngnathidae. Gene Ontology annotation, molecular function: P-type transmembrane transporter activity; ATP binding; ATP hydrolysis activity. The record is from RefSeq and is a predicted model, not a curated record. Gene Ontology annotation, biological process: polyamine transmembrane transport; intracellular calcium ion homeostasis. The transcript has 33 exons. Bases 592 to 4326 code for a protein of 1244 amino acids.
UGUUAAAUAUAGUUUAAGUAGUCCUACCCAUUUUCUGUACUGCUGAUCCCCACUCGGGUCAGCCCGUCCCAGCCAACUGCGGCCAAGAGUAUCGGCACAUCCCGAACUGGUCGCCAGAACAAUCGCAGGCCACUCGUCGUAUUUGUAUAUUGAUUAUUUCAUUUUUAGUAGCUCUAUAUGCAUUUAAAUUUUGUGCUUAUUUGUUUUAUUUGAGUAGUAGUACAACAGCAGAGGCAGUAUUUAUAUAUUUAUAUUUACGUUAUGUUCUAUUUAAAUAGUUGCAGUUGUGUAUUAUUAAAAUUGUUUUUUUUUUUUUUUGUUGUAGUACCACUAUGUGGUUAACUUUUUAUGUUUAUUCGUUUUGUUUAAGUAGUACAGUAUAUAGUAGUAUAAUUCAUUCAUAUCAGCAAUGUGUAUUUCAGUUACGUCAACUUCCCAUUGCCUUUGAAAAUCUGUGCGGAUAUUUUUCGAUGUUUAUCAGAUUCUUAUCUCACAAUCGCAAGAGUGUUGGAUGAUAUCCAACUGGAUGCACUUUUUUUUUUUUUUACCGCACCUUUUUUUUUCCCCACUCUUCACUGUAGCAGCGACGUCAUGCGCCUAAUGAAGCAUGCGGUACGCAUCGUAAAUCCAGCUUUAGAGUGGGGAAGAGUCGGCACGGGCCAAAUACACGCUCCUGACAGCAUGAAAAACCGAGAAAUGAAGUUCAUCAACCAAGGCCUGGAGGAUGAGAUGGAGGUGUGGGGUUACCAGCCCUGCCUGUGGAAAAUAAUCCUGGUAGGUGUUGGUACCGUUUGGUCCGGUGGUCUCCUGCUCCUGCUGCUCUACUGGCUUCCCGAGUGGGGGGUCAAAGCCACGUGCACGCCAAGUUCACCGAGGGACGCACACACACUCCUACUCAGGACAACGGAUGACUUCAGGCAGUGGGUUCGUGUCAAAGUACACAUGAUGUCGGCUCCAGGGAAGACCCCCUUCGACAGUGUGGAUCAUCAGUCCACAGCUCCUUUUCUGAAUGGACACCACCACCAAAGCCUCACUGGUGAACUUAAGGAUCAAAAUGGGAAUUUCAACUACAGAGAAUCCGUCAACACGGUGCACUACUUCACCUACAACAGCAUCAAAUACUACUGGAAUGAAGGCACACAGGACUUUAAAACAUUAAAGGGCUUGGAGGACACACAGGUGAGCUGCGGAGGCAUUCAGAGAGACCACAGCUAUGGACUCACUAAAACCAUACAUGAUUACAGAGCUUUGUUUUUUGGGAAGAAUGACAUCGAUGUAAAAGUGCCACCUUUAUUCAAACUCUUUGUAAAAGAGGUCUUCAACCCGUUUUACAUCUUCCAGCUCUUUGCUAUUAUACUCUGGGGUGUUCAGGAAUACAUCAGUUAUUCCCUGACCAUGUUGAUUUUAUCUUUUAUUUUAAUAGCUGCCUCUCUGCAUUCCAUAAGAAAGCAUUAUUUGAAACUGCACAAGUUGGUGGUCGCCCACAGUUUCGUACAAGUUUCAGUCUGCAGAAGAAAUAAAGAUGUCGAACAGGUCAUGUCGACUGAGCUUGUACCCGGUGAUGUCAUCACUAUUCCAACCAAUGGGAUGAUUAUGCCUUGUGACGCCGCGCUCAUCUGUGGCACCUGCAUUGUCAACGAGAGCAUCUUGACAGGAGAGAGUGUACCUGUUACCAAGACCAGUUUGCCAAGUUCAGGCGAUGAUGCAGAGAUGAUCUACAAUACAGAGCAGCACAAGGGACACACCCUCUUCUGUGGCUCACAGGUCAUCCAAAGCAGUAACUACACCGGCGAGCUGGCGAAGGUGGUCGUGGUCAGAACGGGCUUCAGUACAGAAAAAGGCCAGCUUGUGCGCUCCAUCCUUUACCCGAAACCCACGAACUUCAAACUGCACCGUGAUGCUAUGCAGAGCCUGAUGUGCCUGGGGGUGUUGGCAUUUCUUGGUUUCCUCUACGCCAUCGUUGUUGAUGUCCUAUUAGGGGUUCCGAUUAAAAACCUCAUCUACGAUGCUCUGAACAUCGUUGUUAUUGCUGUACCUCCGAUCUUACCCGUGGCCUUGACUGCUGGUCUGAUGCACGCACAGCGACGCAUGAGGCAAGUUGGCAUUUUUUGCAUCAGUCCGCAAAGGAUCAACAUUUCCGGUCAGCUGAACCUGGUCUGCUUUGACAAGACUGGCACGCUCACUGAAGACUGUUUGGAUCUUUGGGGUGUUCAGAGAGCUGAAAAUGGCAUUUUUUUAGCUCCAGCUGCUGAGGUAUCUGUCGAGACUUCUUUUGGCGCCUGCAUGGCUACUUGCCACUCCUUGAUUACCAUAGAAGGCAAACUCUGUGGAGACCCUUUAGACGUCAAAGUGUUCAGCGCCACUGGCUCGAUUCUUGAGGAUGCAACCGAAUAUCACACUGCACUUUACAAUACCAGAAUUUCCAAAGUUGUUCGAUUUCCAGAUCAGUCUGGUGAGUUUGGCAUUGUGCAGCAGUUCCCCUUCUCCUCGGCGCUGCAAAGGAUGAGUGUGGUGGCCCGGCGGCUGGGACAAAAUCACUUCGACGCCUACCUAAAAGGAGCACCAGAGACUGUGGCUAACCUCUGCAAACCACACACAGUCCCACAGAAUUUCACAGAGACUCUGGAGUCCUAUACCAGACAGGGUUUCAGGGUUAUCGCCCUGGCCCAUCACCAACUGCAGUCUGAACUUUCCCAGCUCAAAAUACAGAGCCUCUGCCGAGAGCAGAUAGACACCAACAUGGACUUCCUUGGUUUGAUCAUCAUGCAGAACAAAAUCAAAGAAGAGACUGCUGGCGUGUUGUUUGACUUAAAACAGGCGAACAUUCGAACUUUAAUGGUUACAGGUGACAACAUGUUGACAGCAAUAACGGUGGCUCGUGGCUGUGGAAUGAUUCGAGUACAUGAGAGAGUCAUUAUUGCUGAUGCUGUCCCUCCUAAUGAUCAAAACCCCGCUAGUAUUACAUGGCGCUACUCUGAGGACAUUCAUCUGGAAAAUAAACAGAUGACUGAGAUCAGCUUUGCAGGUGACGGAGUGCACAGUGACGAGGACCCGGACUACCACUUUGCUGUGAGUGGCCAAGCCUUCGCUAUCAUCACCGAGCACUUUCCACAACUUUUCCAGAAGCUUCUCCUGAGAACCAUUGUGUUUGCCCGCAUGACUCCAGACCAGAAGACUGAGCUGGUGCAAGCUCUGCAGAGCAUGGAUUACACUGUUGGGAUGUGUGGGGAUGGUGCGAAUGACUGUGGGGCUCUGAAAAAAGCUCACAGUGGAAUUUCUCUUUCUGAGCUGGAGGCCUCCGUUGCAUCCCCUUUCACCUCCUCCAUCCCAAACAUCUCCUGUGUCACCAAUCUCAUCAGGGAAGGCCGUGGUGCUCUUAUCACAACUUUCUGCGUGUUCAAAUUUAUAUCCCUCUUCAGCCUCAUCAUGUUCUGCAGCGUCAUUCUGCUCUACAUGGUUCUCAGCAAUUUCGGUGACUGGCAGUACCUCGUAACUGACACUAUAAUGCUUUCUCUAAUCAUUUUUACAAUGAGUUUGAACCCUGCAUGGACGAAGCUGGUGCGAUGUGCCCCCCCAGCCAGUUUGAUGUCCGCCCCGGUGCUCUCCUCAAUUUUGUUUCAGAUGCUAAACAGCCUACUCUUUCAGAUUUUUACUUUCGUCCUAGUGCAACAACAGAGUUGGUAUCAGACUUCUGAGGAAAUGAAAUACAACGAGUCCAGAUCUAUUGACAGAUAUGACCUCAACCAAACUGAAGCUGAAGGCAUCUAUAUCAUCAAGAGCUUUGAAAGCACUUCCCUCUUCUUCGUUACCGCGUGCCAGUAUUUGAUUGUCGCUGUUGUCUUCUCCAAAGGAAAACCCUUUAGACAACCAAGCUAUAAAAACUGGCCAUUUGUAUUGACCUGCACUAUUCUAUAUGCGUUCCUCCUGUUCAUCUUGCUGUAUCCCGUCCCUGCUAUAGACAAGAUGAUGGAGUUUGCACCCGUUCCUUACGACUGGCGCAUUACGCUGCUCAUCAUUAUUCUGGUGAAUGCUGUUCUGUCUUUUAUACUGGAGAAUUUGAUCCUUGACACUCUGUGGAAGUUUGUUCCAACCAAUGUGGGUGUAAAGUGGACCACCAAAUCCCAAAGUGCUAACACAACGCAGAUGGUGAACGACUGUCGGGGCUCGGCCUUCCUCUCCAGGAUCUUCUUUUGUAAAAACCGUCCCCCAAAGACUAAGUACAAGUGUCUGACUCUAAAGCUGCAGGGGGAGGUUGACUGGCCUCCUGCACCUUCCACCGUCACCUAUGCCAGCAGGCCUCAGUACCUCAUAUCUGGCCCAUUUUGACACCAAUAACCACGAUAGUGGCGUCCCAUUUUAUAGAUGCCAUGUCUCAUCUGGUGCUCUGUUCAUUUCAACAAACAAAUGAUGGAUGGAUGAAUGGAUUGAAUGGUUAUUUAACCCUCAUCGGAAAAUUCCUUCCUUCCCCUCUCCUAAAUAGAUAACAGAUACUGUAGUUACCUCUAUGUUGCAACAGAAGAGUCACAGAAAAGCAUAGAAGUGGACUUCCAUGGAAAUGGACUGUUCCCCUGCUUGAUCGAACAUCUAAUGUGAAGUAUGUGAGAGAGAGAGAACAGAAAGUUGGACAAAAAGUAUUGAAAUAUUUGACCGUUGUGCAUUGAAAUGUUUCGAGAAGGUCCAAUUAGGUGCAACUUUAAAGGUGCAUUUUAGCUUCAUCCUGAAAUUUCAUCCAGAUGCCCAAUAUCUCAUGUAUCUAUCUAUAUAUAUUUUUGCGAGUGUUUCCGAUUUGCAGUCACCUUGGUAAAUAUUUGUAUCAGAUAUUUAUUCACACUUGGAAGACACCCAAUUCACAUGUAAGCAUACCAAAUUGCAUUUGAGACAUACCCGAAUUGGGCUUCUUCGGAGUUAAAAAAAACAACAACAACAAAUAUUUUUUCUUACUUUUGCAACUCGAAUCAUGAAAUAUAAAUCCACACAAAUUGUGCUGCAUCUGUCAUUGAUUGAACUAAAAGUUAAAAGGAGUGUAAAAGGACACAAAGUAAAACGUACUCUAAAGUGAAGUAGUAGUAGUCUCAUAUUCUGUUUCUUUGGAACACUGACAAGUACAAAUUUUCCGUCAACCAAUCGUAGCAUGAAAGUGUAUCUUUUGCCAUUAUUACACAAACAUUGUACAAAUAAAGGGGCCCUCAACUACAAUGCUACUCUUUCAAUACAUACAGCAUGUUGAAAGUAAGUUAUGUAAAAAAUCUAUAUUUAAAAAAAACACUGUUAGUCCAGAUGCACAUAUUUUUGUCCUAAUGAUGUUACUUUACCAACAAGAGAGCACAUACUUGUAUUUAACUAUUUAUUAACGGAGAUACAGCUGCAGGAAAAACUAAGUGAACCCUUUGGAAUGACCAAAAUUUCUACAUAAGAUGUUUAGAAAAUGUGAGAUGUGAGAAAAUGUUUGGAGAAAAGAGGGCACCCCCGUUUUUCAACUCCGUGAAUUUGAUGUUCAGUAAGAACAUGGAAACAUAUCCUUACUUGUGUGCUAUUAGUUUAAGUCUAUUGUUGUAACUUAGAUGAAGAUCAAACCGCAUUUUAUGAUCAAUCAAUUCAGAAAUGCAGUACUCACAUAAUUUUUCUCGAGUAUUUGUAUAGAAAGUGCACCCGUGUAUACUCAAGGUUUGGCUAACAGCGGGUUCAGUUAGGAUUUUUUUCCUCCACAUUUAUUUUGAUUCAAUAUUUGUGUUUUUGAUGUAUACCUGGUUAUUUAAGAAUUUGGGGGAGCGGUCAUUUACUGUAUUUGAUUUUUUUUUUUUUUUUUCAAAUGUAAUUUUACUGGCUGUCAAUUAUCCGCAGAUUUUCGCGAUUCACUGUCUCGUCCACUUCUUAAUGCUGUUAAGAAGCUUCACUCCUGAAUUUGGCAAUGAUGAAUAUUUUCAAGGAUUAAAGUAUACACAAGUACUGUAUGAAUAAGUAUUCUUGCAUUAGGUUUCCGUUUAAUGUCAAUGAUGAGAAAAGUUUAGGGUUUAAAUUGUUUACCAGAUUGAAGGAUUACGAAAGCCUUGUAUACGCAUGCUUAAAAGCUUGAGAGCACUUUCCCUUCUCAUGUGAGGCAUCUUUUCCUAUUUAAAAACAGAAGGUGUGAAAAAUCAAUAUUUGUGUACUGUACAUUUGUGUAAUGAAACCACUUUUUGUGGCCCAAGUGAAAGUACAUUACAGUUGGUCAGAAAUAAUUUUAUAUGUGGGGUUUAGCCGGUUUGUUUGUUUUUAUUGUUUCUUUUAUUUAUGAUCACAAGAUAAAUUGGGCCCUCCAACUCGAUUAUGACCCUAGGUUGUCAUUUUGUUGGGCUUGAUUUUUCUGUAAUUUCUCAAAUGUUGAUUCAAAGUGUUCAGUGUGAAAUAUGUAAACUAAAGAAAACAGUGCCUCUAAGAAUGAUGUGCCUGAAUGGCUGAAUAUCCCUUGAUUGAUGUCAUUUUAUAGUAUGUUUACGACCAAUUUGUUGACUACUUAGCAGCCUAAUAAACACCCGUUUCUGAUGUUAAAAGUCUAUUCUGAAAAAGAAAACCUAGAUUUUUUUUUAAUUGUUACCAGCUCAUUUAGCUUUUUCAUUUUAUUUUAUUAUUAUUUUUUUGGGGCUAUAUUUGUGCUGUACCUGUUGUCAGUUCAGUCCUGAUUUUCCUAUCAGCAAAAGUGUGUCCAGUGAUAUUUUUUUCUUAUCCAGCACUACGCAAAUUGAACGUUGAAAAUUGAAGUUGUUUUGUGAACAGAAAGUUCAUUUUUCUCUGUGUCUGGUUCUGAAAACUGAAAAUAAAAAAAAUCCAUUUUACAUGGAGAAUUCA